AUGGCGGUUUCUGGAAGAAAAGCAGUGGCACCAAUCACAGAUUGGUUUGAUAGUGAUAAAAAUCAUUUUUGUGAUCCGUGUAAAACUGAUGGUCAAAGUGUAAAAGCACGAGGAUAUUGUGAAGAUUGCCAGGAAUAUUUAUGCAGCUCGUGCUUUUCUUCUCAUAGGAAAACAAAGGCGUCAAAACAUCAUAAAUUACACGAACGAUCCGACGCUACAAAUACAUCUAUAUUAGAUGAUAAAUGCCCAUUUCAUGACACCGAAAUUGUCAAGUUUUUCUGUCCUAGACACGAAGAACUUGGAUGUCAUGAUUGUAUGGUUCUCAAGCAUAGAACAUGUGAUCUUGAUUAUAUCCCUGACACGUGUAAAGGAAUAGCUGACAGUAAAGAGUACGAUGACACGUUGAAAAUGCUGGAGUUAAAGUUACAAGCAACAAAAAAUUUAGACAGAGAAAUUUCUGACAAAACUACGGAAGCAGAUGAUUGUUUAACUCAAGCGCUUAAAGAUAUUGACGACUUUGAGUACCUAAUCAUCAAUCGUAUAAAAGAAAUGAAAACUAAAGCUGUUGAAAAUGCAAAACAAAUGAAUGAAUCAAACAAAAGGACAUUAAAGACAGCGCAUGAAGAAUGCAGUAAAGUUUCCUCAGAAAUGAAACAACUUCAAGCCAGUCUAAGAGACAACAAAACAUCCGGGAAGGAAAGGGAAAUAUUCAUAGCUGUAAAGAAAGCUAAAUCUCUAGCCGAUGAUGAAAAGAACACUGAAGUUUUAACAGUACUACGGAAACUUAAAACAACAUGCACCUUCAAACGGAACGAAGAGAUAGAAACUGCAUUAUUUAAGAACACUUUAUUUGGGACAUUGGAGACGACUCGUUCUGUAAGCUCCUUACAGCAUUUAAGGGACAUUAAAAUAAAAACUUCAUCAGAUGUGAAUAAAUGCUUCAUAGCAGGGUGCUCAUUUAUUCCACCAGAUAAAGUUUUACUUGCAGAUGAAGAAAACAACAAACUUAAACUGUAUGAUAUCAACAAUGACCGUUUGAUAAAAGAAAGACAGGAACCGGGAGGCCCACUGGGCGUUGGUCUUAUAUCUCAAGAUGAAGUAGCUGUUGCGAUGAAAAGAAUGAAAGCAGUUCAAAUUUUCAAGACUUAUGAUGACCUAUCCCUAGUUCGUACUGUUCAACUUGAUAGAAAGUGUUAUAAUGUCACAUAUAACCAAGGAAAGCUGUAUGUUAUUUGUCGGUAUCCACACAGUGUGUUAGUAUUAGAUCUUAAUGGAACAUGGGAGACAGAAAAUUUUCCCCUAGAAACAGCUUUUUAA
Molecule: messenger RNA, 1317 nt
Organism: Ruditapes philippinarum (Manila clam)
Lineage: Eukaryota; Metazoa; Mollusca; Bivalvia; Venerida; Veneridae
Exons: 1
Coding region: 1-1317 (438 amino acids)
Molecular function (GO): zinc ion binding
Source: RefSeq, a predicted model, not a curated record